CCCCCCUCCCCAGUCCCCCCUGUAGCAUAGCCACCACCAGUGCUCCUCGCCGCGGCAGCUACACCACCACCUGAGGCCUUCCUCGCCGAUCGCCGCAACCUCGCCUAGCCUCCGACCCCCUCCCGUGAGGCUCCGAGCAUGAGGUUUCCCAGCGCGGGCGGCGGCGGGAGCGGGGACGCGGGGUUCGUGCGGGCGGACCAGAUCGACCUCAAGAGCCUCGACGAGCAGCUGGAGCGCCACCUCAGCCGCCACGAGCGGACCGAGCCACCCCCGCCGCAGCCCGGGAGCCGCCGCGGCGAGUCCACGAGGCCAGGGGACGCGCAGCCGGCCCCGGCGCAGCAGCCGCGCCGGCGCCGGGAGGACUGGGAGGUUGACCCCGCCAAGCUCGUCAUCAAAGGCGUCAUCGCCCGCGGCACCUUCGGCACCGUCCACCGCGGCGUCUACGAUGGCCAGGACGUCGCCGUAAAAUUGCUUGACUGGGGGGAGGAUGGUCAUAGAUCAGAACAAGAAAUUACUGCACUAAGAUCAGCAUUCGCACAAGAGGUUGCUGUCUGGCAUAAGCUUGAUCAUCCAAACGUUACUAAGUUUAUUGGGGCUAUAAUGGGUGCAAGAGAUCUGAAUGUACAGACAGAACAUGGGCAUCUUGGGAUGCCGAGUAAUAUUUGCUGCGUUGUGGUUGAGUACCUUGCUGGUGGUGCACUGAAAAAUUUCCUGAUAAAGAACAGGAGAAGGAAGUUAGCGUUUAAAGUUGUGGUCCAACUAGCUCUUGACCUUGCUAGGGGAUUGAGCUAUCUUCAUUCCGAGAAGAUAGUGCAUCGUGAUGUCAAGACUGAAAACAUGCUUCUGGACAAAACAAGGACAGUGAAAAUUGCUGAUUUUGGUGUUGCUCGAGUUGAGGCUUCAAAUCCUAGUGAUAUGACAGGUGAAACAGGCACACUUGGUUACAUGGCACCUGAGGUUCUCAAUGGUCAUCCUUACAACAGGAAAUGUGAUGUUUACAGCUUUGGAAUCUGUUUAUGGGAGAUAUACUGCUGCGACAUGCCAUAUCCUGAUCUGAGCUUCUCAGAAGUAACUUCUGCUGUCGUUCGCCAGAACUUGAGGCCUGAGAUACCGCGCUGUUGUCCAAGCGCUUUGGCGAACGUGAUGAAGCGCUGCUGGGAUGCCAACCCCGACAAGCGGCCGGAGAUGGCCGAAGUGGUGUCCUUGAUAGAGGCGAUCGACACGUCCAAGGGCGGCGGCAUGGUCCCAAUAGAUCAGUCGCAGGGAUGCUUCAACUGCUUCCGUCAGCACCGAGGCCCCUGACGCUGACACUUUGAUUUUGAUCUCAUGGCUCUGCCCGAUCAAUCCAUCUCGCUAGAUCUCAGUGUAAUCUAAUCACACCGUCGUGGUAAAUGGAGAAGUUCUAUGAUGUAAAUGCCUGCUUCAUCUCAUCCUUGUAUGCUUUUCUGCUAAUCCUAAUGCUUGAAAUGCGGUAGGAUCAAGCUUCAGAGUUUAGUGUAAGUCUGCCAGGGCUGUUCACGGGUUUUACAGUCUCAUGCUCAUGAUGUGGACUUCUCAUUGUACUAUUGCAGUUUAUGUCUUUACAGAAUGUGAAUAAAGAACAUAAUUCAAGAUGUAUUGUUGUAGCACUCGGAUUUCAUUCGAACCGAGCUCAA
Messenger RNA from Brachypodium distachyon (stiff brome), 1655 nucleotides. RefSeq names its product serine/threonine-protein kinase STY13. Lineage: Eukaryota; Viridiplantae; Streptophyta; Magnoliopsida; Poales; Poaceae. The transcript has 6 exons. The record is from RefSeq and is a predicted model, not a curated record. Gene Ontology annotation, molecular function: ATP binding; protein kinase activity. Gene Ontology annotation, cellular component: plasma membrane. The coding region runs from base 139 to 1302 and encodes 387 amino acids. Gene Ontology annotation, biological process: protein phosphorylation.